GCCACACUCCUCCUCCUCUCCUCCUCCUCCUCGGUUGUAACCCAGUUCUUUUUUUUUUUUGAUUCCUCCACCUUUGUGUUGUGAUCAGUGUGUUUCUCACACCCCCACCUACCCAUCCUCUGCUCCCCUCCUCCUCCAGCCCACCCUGCCCCAUCCUCCUCCUCCUCUUAGCAUCUGAAAGGACCGCUGAGUGAGAAUCGAUGGCGCAGAGGCCCCGCUUGACAGGACAAUAAACCACAAAGAAGGGCCUCUCCACAGUGAGGACGCAGCGAUGCCCCACCACAGGGAGGAGGACCCGUCUCCGUCCCGCCGCCUCGGCCUGGCUCCCCGCCGCCUCCACGCACCGAAGCCCGGCCACGACUUCCCAUGAGGCCUCCACCAGAACUCAGCUCGACCGCUCUGUAUGGGGCCUCUCACAUAUGAAUUGACAUGGAGGAUGAAGAUGGGACUUGUCUACUUGAUGUUUUGUGUGACCCCCAAGCCCUGAACGACUUCCUUCAUGGGACCAAUGAGCUGCCGACUGAGGACCUGCUCAUUAACUCCUCCUCUGGGGAGACCUCCCUCUUCGCAGACGCCCCGAGCCCCGUCUCUCUGCUGGGAGAUGGCAGUGAUUCCCCAGACACGCCUCCCCCCGGGUGCGUGGACCUGUCCUUCCUGGAGGAGGCUCUCCUGUCAUCGCCGGAGGGUGAAGACCUGCAGGUGGUGCAGGGUGGGCAGCCUGUGGAGGGUGGAUGUGAGGCGAAGAAGGGAGAAGUGCCGGAGGUGGAGGAGGCGGAGGUGGCGUGUGACAUCCUGCAGCAGAGCCUGCAGGAGGCUGACAUCACCGAGCAGACCAUGGCUCUGGAGGCAGGUCUGGCCCAUACCGGGGACAGUCUCUCCCUCUACUCACCCGCUCCUCUCCUCUCUCCUCCCACCGCACCAUUCCUAACCAAGUCCGUGACCUUGCCCGUCACCCCGGCGUUGCCCAGAGACACCCAGGCAGCAGUGGAGCCUCCCCAGCCCUCGCUCCUGGCUGUCGGGCCUGGCUGCCCCUCUCUAAAACCGGCUGCACCGCCUCAGCUGAUGGGGCUCCUGCCUGGAAACGUGUUCCCGGCUCCUUCUCCAGAGACCUCCUUCUCUCUGAGUCCCGCCCAGGCCUCCAGUAUGAUCAUCCACAAGGCUGUUCCCAGUUUGACCAGUCGUCCUUUCAUCACUCCGUCCCUGAGAGCCACAGCGGCAGCACCGGGGAUUGUGCUGCAGAGGGCCCCUCUCCACAUCCAGCCCAAGCUCCCCAUCAGCAUUCAGCCCAGACUGGUUCAAAUUAGCCCCAAGCCUUCUGGGCAUAAACCCACACCGGGUCUUACAUUCGUCCCUGGGACUGGCUCACCAAAUAUUUUACUGUCCCAAACUCCAGGCCAAAAGCCCACAGGCCCACAGCCACAGCCCAGCCAGCAGCUCCCCAAACCAGUCAGCCUGCAGUUAGUCAACCAGGGCGGCUCCUUCGUGCUCCAGCCUCAGGGACUCUUCCAGGGCCAAAACCAGUUCCUUCUUCCAGGCCAGUCCCCCGUCACAAUCUCCCAGCCUGCCAGUGGGGCUCGAACGCUGCUGACUCCCAGUCACCAGGGCCCAUCGGCCACUGGGCAGCUCGUAGACGGCUCUCAGAUCCUUACUGUGCCCCAGAGACAGCUGAACUUCAGCCCCGUCUUCACCACCCCCACAGGGCAGCUCGCGCUCCGCCAGGCCACGGUGCUUUCAGGACCCUUGCAUCUACAGUCAGCACCCCCCACUGUCUUCCAGAUGCCGGCACAGCUGGCUGGAGCCUACACUGCAGGGGGGCAGGGGCAGCGCGCCACCCUGGUCCACAGUCCCGCUCUUGGAAACCACAUAACCUUGAUCAACAGUUCGGGGGUGCUUUCCCCGGAUCUCACUUCCAUCUCGAUCGUCAACGGGCCCUCGGUGGUUCAGGGGCUGCCUUUCGCUGCCCAGGCCCCGGCUCCUCAGGCGGGGGUGGCGGAGGGACAGCUCAGCCUCCAGCAGGCGUCUGUGGUGCUGCUGCCGGAGAGAACUGUUCAAGAGGAGAGGAGCCGCUCAGAGGAGACUUUCCACCAACUGCCGCAGCCCUACGGACACGUGCUCCAGCACAUCUCCGUGCAGGCCCCCUCUGCAGGGCCGCAGGCCCCCUCUCCUCCUGUUGUCACCGUCCUGCAGCCUCCUCCUGAACCACCUCUGGCCCCCAAUCCAGCUGCAGAGAUGCCCAAACUACUGAUGCCUCCAGCGGACAUGACCCAAGUAGUGGAGGAGGUGGCCCAGUCCAUGAGCCAGAACCAGGCCUUUAUGCAACAUCUGCAACAGCAAGCACUUAACUCUCCCAUCACCUCUGAUUUGCUGGUUGGAGCGCUGCCAGUGGUGCCGAUGGAGACUCUCUCCUCCCCCGUGGCCAACGAGAGAGAGACCCAACCUCAGACCCACUCAGUCCCAGAUCCGGACCCCCACAACGUGACAUCUGACCAGUGUGUGGAGGCUUCUCCGCUCAGCUCGGAUCCUGAGGACACACCGCUGCUCUGCUCCUCCCCUCCCCACCUCCCUCAGGACACAGGGAGAACAGCUCCGGCAGCGUUCUCCCCUCCAGCUGGAGCUCAGAUGACUCCGCCUGCACCUGAGAGGUCGGCUCCACAGACCCUCAUCGAGCCCCAAGCCCAGUACCAGGUCCCGCUUCAGCUCCAGGUCUCACAGGCCUUAUUCAUCCAGAACCAGGUGCAGCUCCAGUCGUCGGUUCCCCAGCCCCGGUCCUCGAGCCACACUCCAGCCCACAGCAGCUCCUCCUCCUCCCCUGUGCUGGUCAGCGUCCCGGUGCCUCAGCAGCAGCCUGAUCCCGCAGCUGCUCGUCUCUCCAAAGGAGGAGACGACUCCGCUGUGCAACAGCAAACACAAAACAAGCCGACAGCUGCCUUGGCCGUGGAGAGUAAAGCGUUUACUCUCGAUGUCCAUCUACGCUCUCCUGCAGCCCAGGAUGUUCACGGGCCCCCGGCUCCCAGGGAGUGGGGCCCCGUGCAGACGAGCCAGCAGACAGGCACCAAGCUGGCAGUUUGUCUGGAGCAGCAGAGAGAGGACAGGAUCACACCAGCAAUACGCCGGCACAGGUUCCAGCAGCAGCUGUGUUCGGACCACGCAGAAGUUCAGCACCCGUUCACCGGCCCGGCCUUUUCCACGCUGAAGGACGCCGUCAGACGCCUGCUGCCGUACCACGCGUGUGCCGGUCACCUGCCGACCCAGAGCGACUUCGGUUUAGUGGACCAGGAGUUUGACUCUGUGUCCGGUUUCCUGCUGAAACGCACCAAGGACAUGAUCAACAAAUACAGGCAGCUACUGGUCAGAGAAACUCAGCAGGAGAGUCCCUCAGCGGAGAUGGUGAUGCUGGAGCGUCUCUUCCUUCAGGCCGAGCGAUUCGCUUUAGCCGAGGACAGACGCAGAGCCCGCAGAGACCCAGAGUCGUUCAUGAUGGCCUUGACUACAUCAGCGUCUUCCCCUCAUGAAGCCCCCCCCUCCGGCCCCUCCCACCCGCUCUCCUCCGGCAGCCCCUCCUCCCCCCCGGCCUGGACCAGACUCUCUGACCGGCCCCCGGGCCUGAAGACGUACCGCUCCAGCUCCCGCGGCGCCCUCAGACUCACCAUCAAGCAGGAGUCGGGCUCCCGCAAGGUGGUCCACAACUCGGCCUGCGACCCCGGACUCAAGAGGGACCACACGGGGCAGCUGACCAACGGCGGUGGAGCCGUGAACGAACGCCACUGUCAGCAGGCGCCCAACGGAGCAGCCCCCCGCCCCCAGCACGAGGAGGAGGUCGUCAACGGGGCUCUGCAGAGCGACACUGCACAGGAAGUCCCACAGACUGCACCCAAUCCCAAAAUAAAAGCCCCACAUCCUCUUUCUAUGCCAGAGCCACAGGCGGCUUGCUUCGAGUUGCCUCCCAGAGAUGUCAGUGCCCCAAAACUGAAAUGUUACAGGCUGGAGGCGACGCCUCAGCCGGAGCCGCGGCUGAGUCCGCCGCCUCCGCCCCUCCAAGAGGACAACAUGCUCAGCGAACAUCUACAGAGCGCCAUCGACAGCAUCCUGGAGCUGCAGCGCCUGCAGGGCCCCUCUGCAGCCCCGACCAGGGCCCCGUCAGGGCCGCCCCUGGACCAGGCUGUCACCAGCAUCCUGGAGGGACACCUGUGAGGUAACGUGUCCUGACAGAUGUCCACAAACAUCCGUCUGAGGCGGGACAAAGGGAAGUGCACUCGUCUGUUCCCCAGAACCGAAAGAGGUUUUGAUUCUGGGUUUCAGAUUUUACUUUAAAAGGAACUGAUUGUUUUAAAGAAAGAGGGAGGAGGAAAAAAACUACAGAGGCACUAUGAAGAGAUGCAGACAGCAGCACUAUCUACAGCCGGACAGAUGUUAGAUACUUCAUUUUGAUGUACGUUUGUGGAAAAAAAUCUAUUUGAAUAGGAGCUAUAUUGUUUCAGUGGUAGUUAAGUCAUCCAGAGGUUUACGACACUGGUGUAACCUUCAUCAGCAUAUAGUAUAUAAGUAAUAGUGAGGCUAACGGAAACGUGGAGUAGACUGAGAUUAUUCAAUAGUUUUUUAUAAGAUUUCUUUCAGAAAAAAAUGUGGUUUCUUUUGCAUAGUGCCAAGCUUCCAGGGUAUUUAUUUUGAUAAUCUGUGCCAACUGUGUUUUCAGAUGAGUUGCAUUGAGAAAGGCAGCGUGUGUGUGUGUGUGAGACAAGUGUGUGUGUGUGUGUGUGUCCACAUUUGGGAAUAAUUUGCGUGGAUGUAAAGUGUGUGUGAAACAUAGCAUCCUGCGACGGGACGCUACACGAGAAUCCCGCAGGCUCCAUCGUCUCGGCUUAACGAAUGAAACUCCAAAGAAUCUGUGACUUGCUACAUCCUGAAUACACCAGCAAACGUCCAUGUUGUGUCUCUUCCCACAAACUGGAGUGUGUCUUUGUCCGAGCAGAAAGAACCCGAGGGAGCACAGGACGGAAAAAAGAAAGAGAAAGAGUUAUAGGCAGUCGUUGUUUCUUCUUCUUUUCUUUCGGACCCGUGCCGUCGAUCACGCUCGAGUCUGACUGUGAAAUAGUUUUGUGUGUGUUCAGAGACAAGAGUCGUCUCCCAUUCUGUGUGUAUUUACAUGCAAGCAAUAAUGAGUUGGGGUUGUUUGGAGCAGGGGUGGUGCAGUGAAGAGGAGGGAGAGGAGGAAGAGGAGGGAGAGG
This is a messenger RNA of Hippoglossus stenolepis (Pacific halibut), 5225 nucleotides long. Its product is annotated as BRD4-interacting chromatin-remodeling complex-associated protein. The transcript is spliced from 14 exons. The record is from RefSeq and is a predicted model, not a curated record. Gene Ontology annotation, biological process: positive regulation of DNA-templated transcription. Gene Ontology annotation, cellular component: SWI/SNF complex. NCBI's taxonomy places the organism in Eukaryota, Metazoa, Chordata, Actinopteri, Pleuronectiformes, Pleuronectidae. The coding region runs from base 430 to 4191 and encodes 1253 amino acids.